CCCGUGACGACCCUCGACGUCAUCGUCUACAGCUUCGUCAUGGUCGCCAUGAGCGGUCUGGGCGGCCUGCCCUUCUUCCUGCUGCCCGGGGGCCUGUCGAAGCGGAGCGCGGGCCUCGCGAACGCGCUCGCCGCGGGCGUCAUGCUCAGCGCGUCCUACACCAUGAUCUACGAGGGCCAGGUCGCGGGGCCCAAGGCCGUCGUGUCGGGAUUGUUCCUGGGCGCGGCGUUCAUGCGGUGCUCGCGGCUCUUCAUCGAGGGCCGCGAGGACGUGACGCUGCUGGGCUGGAGCGGCCAGACGACGCCCAAGGGGACGCUGCUCUUCCUCGCGAUCAUGGCGAUCCACAGCAUCGGCGAAGGGGCGGGCGUGGGGGUGGCGUUCGCGCGGUCCACCGGCGAGCCGAGCGGCUUCCGGCGGGGCGGCCUCGUGGCCGUGGCCAUCGGCGCGCACAACGUGCCCGAGGGCUUCGGCGUGGCGCUCGCGCUCAUCACCAAGGGCGCGUCGCCCGCGUCCGCGUCCGCGUGGGCCGUGCUCACGUCGGCGCCGCAGCUCGUCGCGGCCGUGCCCGCGUUCCUCUUCUGCGAGACCUUCUCGGCGAUCCAGCCCCUGGCCAUGGGCUUCGGCGCCGGCGCCAUGAUCGUCGUCGUCUUCGGCGAGAUGCUCCCCGAGGCCUUGGAGGACGCGGACGCGGACUCCGUGGCGCAGGCGACGGUGCUCAGCCUCGCGACCUUCGAGGGCUUCCGCAUGAUGCUC
This is a messenger RNA of Aureococcus anophagefferens, 753 nucleotides long. RefSeq lists its product as hypothetical. The annotation marks the transcript as partial. Gene Ontology annotation, molecular function: zinc ion transmembrane transporter activity. NCBI's taxonomy places the organism in Eukaryota, Pelagophyceae, Pelagomonadales, Pelagomonadaceae. The record is from RefSeq and is a predicted model, not a curated record. Gene Ontology annotation, cellular component: membrane. The transcript has a single exon. Gene Ontology annotation, biological process: zinc ion transmembrane transport.